Molecule: messenger RNA, 875 nt
Organism: Phlebotomus papatasi
Lineage: Eukaryota; Metazoa; Arthropoda; Insecta; Diptera; Psychodidae
Product: prothoracicotropic hormone-like
Exons: 3
Coding region: 186-821 (211 amino acids)
Molecular function (GO): prothoracicotrophic hormone activity
Source: RefSeq, a predicted model, not a curated record
AGGGAUGUUUUUGUUGAAACCUGAUCCUUUCGCAAUGUGUGCAUGAAGGUAUUAAUGGACAAUCACCAUGACAGCCUUUUAUGCUGGUGAAAGAAUGUCCACAGCUGGUGGGAUGCAUUGUGAUUGACCCAGGGUGUUGUGUAUAAAAUGAUGGUGUGCUCCACAUUGGUGGCAGUUCUAUCAAAAUGGGAUCACUGUAUCUUGUCAUUUUCGCGGUUGCUGUUUUCGUGGGCAGUGCUCUCAAUACCCCAAUGCAUGGAAGUGCUGAGGAUGUAUAUGACUACCAGUCGAUCCGGGCAUCUCCCAAAGUCCAGUGCGAUUCCACAGAUAUGUCUUGCAUCGAGGGAUUUAUCGAGCAUCAUCGAUCAGAAGAAGCGGACAACAGGAAUACCAAUUUGCCGGAGAACAAAUUGAACUUUCUCUCGCUUAUCACUGGCAAGGAUUUUAUCGGGACAGAAAUGGAGAAACGUAAAGACUACCCAGAGACUGUGAGUGAAUUCAAAUCACACUAUUUACCUUCCUGUGCCUGUCAAUCUAAAUAUGAACCUCUGGAUUUGGGUUACAAUAAUUUCCCACGCUACCUCAUGAGUGCAGUAUGCCUCAAUCGUGAGGACAGUUCCCGGAAGUGUUGGCGUGGAUCACGUUGCAGAGAAGUGCCCUUUAAGGUUCAUGUUCUGUCGCAUCGCACCAACCAGGACAUCCUUAAGGACGAGAGAUUCGAUGAUGAUGCACGCACUUCAUCCAUGCUCCCGGACUCCCUUCGAUCGAUGUGGCGUGUGAGGAUUGUAACCGUUGCAGCCACAUGUCAGUGCACUCAGUAGAAAUGUUAGAAGGAUUUUUAGGGCAUAAUACAGGACUUCCUCAAAUAGCAUAAA